Messenger RNA from Acaulospora colombiana, 1383 nucleotides. Lineage: Eukaryota; Fungi; Glomeromycota; Glomeromycetes; Diversisporales; Acaulosporaceae. The record is from the annotation of a GenBank genome assembly.
AUGUCGCAAGAUCCAUUUUUACGUAGACUUUCUCAAGAUCUAACCGAACUUCUGGAGGAAGGAGAUGAUUAUAACAUUAUAAUUGAAGCUGGGGAUGCGCCCAAUAAUAAAUUUUUCAGGUUGCAUUCGAUGAUAUUGAGGCAUCGAUCGCCGUACUUUCGUAGAAAGUUAUUGGACAUGUCAAAAGUUGUCGAAAUAAAAAAGAAUCACAUUCCCGUCGAAGUUUUUUCGGUUAUUGUCAGGUAUAUGUACGGCGGGUUGAUCAAUCUAGAUGAACUGGAACCGUCUAUGAUCCUUCAGCUUUUAUGCGCAGCCGAAGAGAUUGAACUUGAAGAAUUGGUAAUCUAUAUUGAAUCCUUCUUACUCGACAAUCAUACCGAAUGGUUGCGCCAAAAUUUUGCUCUCAUCAAUCGUACUUGCUUCCGAUACGAAGGAUUUCGUGGCCUUCAACGGUUCUGUACUGGCAUAAUCGCCCAGAAGCCCGAGAUGAUCUUUGAGUCCGAUGACUUUACAAUAAUUCAAGAAAGUGCUUUGGUCUCAUUGCUGCAACGUGACGAUCUCAGAAUGGAAGAAUGUACCGUUUGGGAACAUGUGCUUCGUUGGGGGAUCUCUCAAACCUUAACAAUCACUUCGAGUCCUGAAACCUGGUCGAGGGACGACUUCUCUGCACUUAAAAGCACACUGAAAAACUGCUUACCUUGGAUUAGAUAUUUUCAAAUGUCCCCCGGGCAAUUUUACGAUAAAGUCUUACCGUAUGAAAAGAUUUUACCAAAGACCAUCUUUAAGGAACUCUUGCAACACUUCCUGAUUCCCGACAGACCGCUGAACACCAUCCCGUUAGCACCGAGAUCAUCUACAAUUAUUACUUCUAGACAUGCCGCACUAAUUUCAUCUUGGAUCGACCACAAUUCCAGAGUUUAUGAAAUCAAUGAAAACCCUUAUGAAUUUAAAUUAUUGCUAAGAGGCAGUCGAGACGGAUUUAGAGCAAAAAAGUUUCACGAAUUAUGCGAAGACAAGCAACGCACCGUGUGUGUGAUAAGAGUUCACGGAACUGGUGAAAUCAUUGGUGGAUACAAUCCCACGUCGUGGGGUAAAAGUGGUUACGGCCAAACGACGGAGAGCUUCAUUUUUGCGCUGGACGAUAUUGAUUUGAAAAAUUCAAUAAAAAGUAGGGUCAAGAAUAUGAACUACGCGUUAGACUAUUAUUCAUAUUACGGACCAACGUUUGGGGGAAGAGAUCUGGCGCUCGAAGAUAACUUUAAUGAAGAAGCGAGAGGAUACUGUAAAAAGAAACACUAUGAGAAAUCUAUUAGGAAAACGGAGGAACCUUUUAAGGUUCACGAUUAUGAAAUAUUCCAGGUUUUAGAUAAAUCCUUUAGCUAA